Mycosarcoma maydis (corn smut) is the source of this 2598-nucleotide messenger RNA. RefSeq lists its product as uncharacterized. Gene Ontology annotation, molecular function: protein binding. The record is from RefSeq and is a predicted model, not a curated record. The coding region runs from base 1 to 2598 and encodes 865 amino acids. The transcript has a single exon. Gene Ontology annotation, biological process: mRNA splicing, via spliceosome. NCBI's taxonomy places the organism in Eukaryota, Fungi, Basidiomycota, Ustilaginomycetes, Ustilaginales.
AUGCAGCCACGCCAAGGCAGCACUAGCAGGUCACAACUACCUACCCAAAUCACCAUCACGCAGGCUAACGGUCAGAGCCCUGCGCACGACAUGCAAGACCAAUCUGAUUCGACGUUCUCCGCCCAGCCCUCGCCUGCGCCUCUCACGCCCCGUGCCUCCACCUUCAAGCUCCCUGAUGUCGCAUUCUCUUCAGGCGCUGACGGCAGGACACCUUCGGCCACGUUUUCGGCCUCCAUGGACCCUGAACGUACAUUAGCGAGCGGAUCAUAUACUGCACCAACCUCUCCGACAGUCUCUAGCUCCAUGGUGCGUACCAACACCAUCGGGGCAACCGCAAUCGCAGCUCGCUUGGAUUCAUCAAGCCUAGAUCGAGCGCCGAGCGCACACGCCGCCCUGAACAGCAACACCAAUGGGCUUGGCAUCUCGGCAGCAGAUACAGAAGCUGCAGCCGGUAGCUUCAGUAGUGGUGCCAACGCUUUGGCGACAAAUUUAAACGGCAACACCAAUGCUGGCGCUUCCACAUCGGGCGGCACCAAGGAAACGUGGAAGCGACGCAAGCAGGUUCUCCUUGCUGAAGCCAAAGACCACACCGUCGCUGACCUACAGCUGCACGGUCUGCGCCCACCUCCUUACAGCUAUCACCCGUACUACCAAAAUUCCUCCAUUCUCGGCCAAACGGUAGGCCAACUCACAGCGCAUACUGCGAGUACUUCGCGCGAUACGAACCCCAAUCAAGCCACAUAUGCUUCUUCUCGCACCGCCAUCUUACGACCCGACGAUCCACACAUUCGCAAUGAUAUCAUACGCAUGAUUGAUCAGUGGCUUGCCGACGAAGGCUUCGGCGCUACACGACAGCUGCUCAUGGAAGAGGCGGGCAUCAAGCGGCGUGAGCGAGAGGAAGCAGGCCUCGACGCACGCAAGCUCCGCGGCCACAUUCUCGAAGGCGACUGGCCCGAGGUCGAUAAGCUUCUGCAGAAACCGCUGGUCAAGAACCACAAGGCCUUUCUCUACGCAGUGUACAAGCAGCAGUUCUUGGAACACAUUGAGCAUCGAGAGUUUCAAAAGGGGUUCACCUUCUUGAACAAGAGAUUGAAGCCUUUGGAACACUAUCAGCCACAUCCGUCCGAGUACAGAGAUCUCUGCUAUCUCUUGUCUGCAAAAGCGGUGACCGAUGCACCUUCCUUUGCGUCGUGGGAGGGUAUCCAGCCGGGGAGAGAAAAGUUGGUGAUGGAGUUCGCCGCGAUGCUGGAACAGGACUGGAUGGAGAAGGAGGCUGGACUUCCAGGGUCUGCUUCGACUAACACCACUAGCGGAAGGAGCGAAAGUAGAGAGCCAUCGGAACUGAUGGACGAUGGCUUCAUGACUGAUAACAUUGCCUCUGGAAGCGCCUCGAAGAGCGCAACCGCCAACGGCUACACCUACGUGCCACCUCAUAGGCUGCUCACGAUGCUGCACCAAGCCGUCGCCUACCAAGUCGAGUUUGCACGCUACCACCCCAAGAAGGCACCCGUCAUCUCUGGCCUUCUGCACGAUUACACUGGCUUUAUCGUCCCCAAUUCCGUCGCACACACGAUGCGAGGUCAUCGCAAAAACGUCAAGAGCGUCCGUUUCGUCGGCGAAGAGGGCCGGAAACUCGUCAGCGGUAGCAGCGAUAAUACGGUUCGUUUGUGGAACUCCAAUACGGGUCAAUGCGAGAUGGUUCUCGAAGGGCAUCGUAGUCGAGUAUGGGAUGUUGACUCUACACGUACCGGUGGACAUGUGGCUUCUGCAUCGGGUGACUCUACAGUCAAAGUGUGGGAGGUGGAAAGCGCUCAGUGCAAGGCUACACUGAGAGCAGGCGUGGGGGACGUCUACAGCUGUCGUUUCCAUCCUGACGAGAAACACAUUGUUUCGGCCGGAUACGACAAGCUGGUCAGGAUGUACGAUGUCGAAACGGGGUCGAUUGUGAAGACCUUCACGGGCCAUCAGCUGGGCGUUUCAAGUGCAAUCUUCAACCCGCUCGGUAACCUCAUCGUCACAGCGUCCAAAGACACGACCAUCCGCUUCUGGGAUGUUGUUUCUGGGCUGUGCAUACGCACCGUCACUGGUCACCUGGGUGAGGUCACCUCGGUCGAGAUCAACGAGACAGGCACACUGCUGCUCAGUUCUUCCAAGGACAACUCCAACAGGCUCUGGGACCUACGCAUGCUUCGGCCAUUGAAGCGAUUCAAGGGCCACCAGAAUACGAGCAAGAACUUCAUUCGUUCCAGCUUCGCCCACACCUCUCUGCUUGUUGGCGGCUCCGAAGACGGGCUGAUCUACAUGUGGGAUCAAGAGUCGUCCGAAGUGCUGCAGACGCUGGAAGGUCACGGAAGGGAUACUUUGCAUCCCAUGAACAAACUUGCCGGGACAAACGGGACAAAUAAAACGUCAGUCGUGUCCGACUUGACUUCAUCGCUAUCGACAAACAACAAUGUGGCAUACGGAGCGGUGUGGAAUAAGGCCCAGAGCUUGCUUGCGUCGUGCGGUGACGAUGGGACGGUCAAGACGUGGAUGUGGGAUGAGGGGAGGGACUCGGAGGCUAACGCGGAUCUGGCUAGGAGAGCGAGCGACGAAUGA